Molecule: messenger RNA, 756 nt
Organism: Fopius arisanus
Lineage: Eukaryota; Metazoa; Arthropoda; Insecta; Hymenoptera; Braconidae
Gene: ato
Product: atonal
Exons: 1
Coding region: 1-756 (251 amino acids)
Biological process (GO): positive regulation of transcription by RNA polymerase II; axon development; sensory organ development
Cellular component (GO): nucleus
Molecular function (GO): protein dimerization activity; E-box binding; DNA-binding transcription factor activity, RNA polymerase II-specific
Source: RefSeq, a predicted model, not a curated record
AUGGAGUUUCAAGAGAUGUUCCGUUACGGUUACAUGUUCCCGCCCCAGGAAGAUCAUAACGAAGCACACCACAUUACACCAACUUAUGUGGAGCUGCCAUACGCCGACACCUAUCUCAAAGAUAAAAGUGUCCUGCUGCCUCCAGUUUCUUCUGUCCUGACAGUUCAACCUCACAUUAUGUACGACAACAAUAGCGAUGGCUGGAAUACUCCAAGUCCUCCAGCAAGUCUCCGUUCAGUAUCACCCUCCACAACAUUAUCCGGCUCGUCGGACUUGGAACGAUCUGCUUCGCAUCAGAAAGAGGCAAUCCAACCGGAAGUGAAACGACGAAGAGAUCGUCGUGAUUCGGGGCAAGAUACGAGGAGAAAUGUUCUUCAGGUGCAUGUGCAAGUGACUGGAGUUGAUGAUGAUGAAGAGGACAAUCAUAGCGAGGAGAAACUUUCCUCGAGGCGGAGUGUUGUCAGCACCUCGAGUUCUUUCGAAGAGAGAAUGGAGAUGGACUUGGAGAGUGAUGGAGCCAGUGAAGUUGACGAGUCGUCGAGGAGACGCGGUAAAUAUGUAAGUUCGACUGUUGUCAGGAAGCGGAGACUAGCGGCCAAUGCUCGGGAACGCAGACGGAUGCAGAAUCUUAACAAAGCUUUCGACAGACUCCGGGCUUAUUUACCUUCUCUUGGCAAUGACAGGCAACUCUCCAAGUAUGAGACUCUCCAAAUGGCACAAUCUUAUAUCACAGCCCUCUACGACUUACUCCAGUGA